AUGAAUGGCCCUGACAUGGAGGAAAUGCCGUUUCAGAAAGUCAAGAAGAGCAAGAAGACGAGAAAGAAGAAAUGUUGUCGCCGCCGCCGCUGCUGCUGCUGUUGCUGCUGCUCCUCCACACCCGGCCCGCCGUUGGCAGCGGCGCCACUGCCAACUCCGUCGGCUGCAGGCAGUAGUAGCAGCACCUCCGGAGCUGCGGCCGUGGUAGUGAGAACUGUCGGAGAGGGUCCCCCGUUGCCCUUCCUAGACGGCGUCGCCUGUGAGGAUCAGUUCGACUGCAAGGAACUGGAGUCGCUCUUCCAGAAUUACAAUCUGAAGCUGGAGCAGACAUCCACACUCAAAGCGCUGGCAGUCCUCAUCGCACUGACUGCCAGCUUGGCGCUGCUGGAGCUGCUUUCGGGCCCCAGCCUGACUAUUUCCAAGGGCUCCCAUCCGGUGCACUGUAUCAUCUUCCUCUCCCUCUUCAUCGUCACCAAUGUUAAGUACCUGCAAGUCACACAGCUACAGCAGAUAGUGAAGCUCACCUUGCUUUUCAGCUUUACCUUCGCCUUCCUCUGCUGCCCUUUCUCGGUGGGCUCCUAUGGCAUGGAGCCACCCAGCGCCCCCGAGCAGGGUAUGUGGCAGCUCAUGCUGGUCAUCUUUGUCUCCUACUCCCUCUUGCCCGUCCGCACUCUCCUGGCCAUCGUCUUCGGUUUGGUAGUGACCGUCUCCCAUCUCAUAGUCACUGCCACUUCAGUCAGUGUCAAGAGGAAGCCCCUCUGGAAGACGCUUAUGGCCAAUGCUAUCCUUUUUGUCAGUGUAAACCUGUAUGGGGUCUUUGUAAGGAUAUUGACGGAGAGGGCUCAGAGAAAGGCCUUCCUUCAGGCCAGGAACUGCAUAGAGGACAGGCUGAAGUUGGAGGAUGAAAAUGAAAAACAGGAACGACUCCUGAUGAGCCUUUUGCCCAGAAAUGUUGCCAUGGAAAUGAAGGAAGAUUUCCUUAAGCCACCUGAAAGAAUUUUCCAUAAGAUUUACAUUCAGAGGCAUGACAAUGAAAACCAUUGCAGAAGGAUAAAGAUCCUCGGGGAUUGUUACUAUUGUGUAUCAGGAUUGACUCAGCCCAAAACUGAUCAUGCUCAUUGCUGUGUUGAAAUGGGAUUGGAUAUGAUUGACACCAUCACAUCAGUAGCUGAAGCCACUGAAGUAGAUCUCAAUAUGAGAGUUGGUUUGCACACUGGAAGGGUUCUUUGUGGAGUUCUGGGUCUUCGAAAAUGGCAAUAUGAUGUUUGGUCAAAUGAUGUGACUCUUGCUAAUGUAAUGGAAGCUGGAGGGUUGCCUGGGAAAGUACAUGUAACAAAGACCACUUUGGAGUGCCUAAAUGGUGACUAUGAGGUAGAGCCCGGAUAUGGCUAUGAAAGGAACAGUUUCUUAAAGAAGCAUAAUAUUGAAACCUUUUUCAUUGUGCCAUCUCAUCGGAGAAAGAUAUUUCCAGGGCUUAUUCUCUCUGACAUAAAGCCUGCCAAAAGAAUGAAGUUCAAGACUGUUUGUUACCUCUUAGUUCAGCUGAUGCACUGUCGCAAAAUGUUUAAAGCUGAAAUUCCCUUCUCCAACGUGAUGACUUGUGAAGAUGAUGACAAGAGAAGGGCAUUAAGGACAGCCUCUGAAAAACUCAGGAAUCGUUCCUCUUUUUCUACAAAUGUUGUAUAUAACACUCCUGGAACCCGAGUUAACCGGUAUAUCAGCCGCUUAAUAGAGGCUCGGCAAACUGAAUCAGAAAUGGCAGAUCUAAACUUUUUUACUCUAAGAUAUAAGCAGAUAGAACGUGAGCAAAAGUAUCACCAACUUCAGGAUGAAUAUUUCACCAGUGCUGUAGUCUUGUCAUUGAUUCUAGCUGCCUUAUUUGGCCUUGUCUACCUUUUAAUAAUUCCACAGAGUACCAUAGUCCUCAUUCUCUUAGUGUUUUGCAUGUGCUUCCUGGUGGCAUGCAUCAUGUAUCUACAUGUCACUCGAGUACAAUGUUUUCCAGGGUGCCUGACAAUACAAAUUAGAACUAUUUUGUGUAUUUUUAUUGUGAUCUUAAUUUACUCAGUGGCACAAGGCUGUGUGGUUGGUUGUAUGCCUUGGAUCUGGAACACUAAUUCCAGCAGCUCUAUAAUUAUAAUUUACUCCAGUGGGACAAAUAAGACAAUGACUGAACUUCCAUGCGAUACAGCCCAUUAUGCAUUUCUCUCCUGUGUUGCGGGGACUUUGACCCUGGCAAUAUUUUUACGUGUAUCUUCUUUGCCAAAAUUGAUCCUCCUCCUUUUUGUUAUGAUUCUGUAUAUAGUUAUUUUGGAGCUCAGUGGAUACCGAAAAGCAGUAGGGGAUGGCUCCUUUUAUAUACGUGGCUAUGAACCAAUAUUAGCCAUCUUGCUGUUUUCCUGUGCUUUGGCACUUCAUUCAAGACAGGUAGAUUUGAAGUUACGUUUAGACUACCUCUGGGCUGUACAGGCAGAAGAGGAAAGAGAUGAUAUGGAGAGAGUGAAACUAGAUAACAAACGAAUACUUUUCAAUCUGUUGCCAGCACAUGUUGCUCAGCAUUUUCUUAUGUCUAAUCCAAGGAAUAUGGACUUGUAUUACCAGUCAUAUUCACAAGUAGGAGUGAUGUUUGCAUCCAUACCAAAUUUCAAUGAUUUUUACAUUGAACUGGAUGGUAAUAAUAUGGGAGUAGAAUGUUUACGCCUGUUAAAUGAAAUUAUAGCUGACUUUGAUGAGCUUAUGGACAAAGAAUAUUACAAAGACAUUGAAAAAAUCAAGACAAUUGGAAGCACAUAUAUGGCAGCGGUAGGCCUUGUGCCAACUACAGAUAGCAAGACAAAGAAAUCGAUUUAUUUCCAUCUCAGUACACUGGCUGAUUUUGCAAUAGAAAUGUUUGAUGUUCUUGAUGAAAUCAACUAUCAGUCCUACAAUGAUUUUGUUCUUCGGGUUGGUAUUAAUGUAGGCCCUGUAGUGGCAGGUGUCAUUGGUGCCAGAAGACCUCAAUAUGAUAUCUGGGGUAAUACUGUAAAUGUUGCUAGCAGGAUGGAUAGUACUGGAGUACAAGGUAAAAUUCAAGUUACGGAAGAAGUACAACGUAUAUUGAAGAGGUGCAAUUAUGAGUGUGUUUGUCGGGGGAAAGUCAGUGUGAAAGGCAAAGGUGAAAUGCUGACUUAUUUUCUAGAAGGAAAGACCGAUGGAAAUAAUUCACAAAUACGAUCUUUAAACUUAGAAAGGAAAAUUUAUUCCUAUGGGAGAGCAAACAUUCAGACCAAACUGGGCACAAGUUGUCCAUCUAUGUGCUCAUCCCCCAGCCUUUCAACAAACACUGGGUCUGGAACACUUCAACCACCAAUAGCACAUACUAAUCAGACACUCCAUUAUCUUCCUUCUUUGCCAGCUAUAAAAGAGGCAUGA
Messenger RNA from Notechis scutatus (mainland tiger snake), 3411 nucleotides. The record is from RefSeq and is a predicted model, not a curated record. Lineage: Eukaryota; Metazoa; Chordata; Lepidosauria; Squamata; Elapidae.